This is a messenger RNA of Actinia tenebrosa (Australian red waratah sea anemone), 1360 nucleotides long. Its product is annotated as cyclin-dependent kinase 2-interacting protein. The record is from RefSeq and is a predicted model, not a curated record. Lineage: Eukaryota; Metazoa; Cnidaria; Anthozoa; Actiniaria; Actiniidae.
AUGGCGUCUAAAGGAAAGUCACCUAAAACACCGAAGUCGAAAAGUUCUAAUAAGAGAGAAUCUUUUACUCCAAGUCCUUCACAAAGAGACUUUCCUCGUAGUAGACCUACAUGUGAUGUUGCUAAGAGAGUGAGAGAUCUAUGUGCGACUUGGCACGAAUUGGUGCAAAAAUGGACUAACCUCAACUCACUGGGCACAACAGUAGCCAAUAAAUUGAUGAAUCUCCAGCUUCAAAAACAGUACAGCGAUUUGGAGGAUUCGAAUUCAGUCACCGUCAUGAAUGACAUGAGUCAGACUGCAUCUUCAGAUUUUGAGGAACAAGUGUUGAAAACCCUAGAGGAACUCUCUAAAAUACUUUCUAAAAUGGCAGAAAUCCACAAGAAGAUGGAAAGUCUAACAAAGAGUUUUCAAGCUGCUGAAAAGCUCAAACAAUUCAAAGAAAAAGAAGAUUUAUUUGAUCAUGAAACAGAGACAGUAUUUAACACGUGGCCAGUGAAUGAAUAUUAUUCGUCUUCAGAGAAACUCCAUACCAUGUUUGGAAAAGAACUUGAAUUGAAGCAAAAAAUUUUCCCAUAUUUUACAAAGACUAAUGACAGGAAUAUUCUAUUGGUUUAUUUGUCACUUUGGUUACAUGAACCCUACUUGAGUGACGAAAAGGAUGUUUUACUGGAAAGUAUGUUGAUUGAAACAGAACUGAGAUGAAAAUCCGAGAAAAGACAGGGUCUACCGAUCACGGAGGCGUUUAAAUUCGAAAGACAUUGAAGAGAUUUCAUGUGUACCUUCGAUAGCUCAGUUGGCAGAGCGGGGGACUGUAGAAUGAAAGUUGUAAUCCCUAGGUCGCUGGUUCRAAUCCGGCUCGAAGGACAUUUUUUUGCGUUCGUCUUUUUUUAGUUUUCAAUCUCGUUUAAAGAUCUUGCACUUCUUUAACUAAAUAGGACAAAGAGCAAUCAAAACCGGACGAAAAAAAAUUUUUCAAAAUAUAGUAAUGUAGUUUGAAGGUAAAUAUUACCACAGGAAGCCCAAUCAAAGAUCCCAGAUUUACAUUCGGAUUAAAUUUAAUUUCUUUUCAAGAUAAUUCGCUUGAUCUUUCAUUGAAUGUUGUUGAAAAUGAUGACAGGAUGUCAUCCAAACGUCCAGCAAUUCUUGUGUUUGUUUUCUUAAUCAAAUUUUUAUUACUUUUGCUGUGUUCAUUUUAACUUUUUUUWAAACUUCAAACCCAGGAAUAUUUACAUGCCACAGGAAACCCAAAAGCAGAAUAUCGACGUCACUCACUAAAAACUAGAAUGAAAAAAAACAAACAAACUAUUCUUUGAUUAUUAAUUUACUAAUUCAUAAAUAAUAAUUUAUAUUAUUUAUUACA